This is a messenger RNA of Scheffersomyces coipomensis, 3796 nucleotides long. It is a transcript of the gene MSU1, whose product is annotated as Msu1p. The transcript has a single exon. The coding region runs from base 111 to 3722 and encodes 1203 amino acids. The record is from RefSeq and is a predicted model, not a curated record. Gene Ontology annotation, molecular function: 3'-5'-RNA exonuclease activity; RNA binding. NCBI's taxonomy places the organism in Eukaryota, Fungi, Ascomycota, Pichiomycetes, Serinales, Debaryomycetaceae.
UUAGUAUUCACGUGACUUUGUCAUCUUAGUUAAAAGAAAAUUUAUAUAUUGUAAAAGUUAGUAGUAUAAAGACUGAUAAUUGUUGCAAUAAUCCUUAAAUGAACAUAUAGAUGUUACGAAUACGACAAAGACCGUCAUUGUCUACAAGUCUCACGUUGAUAAGGCAUAAGUAUGUUGGUCGUGAUCGUGAAGGAGGAAUUUCUUUCAAAUACAAAGAAGGAAUAAGAAAGACAAGAAAUGACAGAGGUAAAUUGUAUUCUACGGUAAAUGAAUCUCCAAGUUAUAAUAAUGAUAGAAAACAGUCAUCCAAGAGGUUCGACUCAGAUAAGAAAGAGUCCAAGAGCCACGAUAAUAGCGAAUUAAAACAUUCCUUUCUUAAGGUUCAUACCGAGUUGGAUCUUUUGAAGAAGCAUUCUGAACAUACAAAAGUGCAGCCAAAAACAUUGGUUAGUGAUAAUACCUUUGAUGCCAUGAAAAAGAUUAUUUCUGAUACGGCUAAUGAUCCUGUUAGAGGAGGUAAGACCAAACAAUUCUUUGAUCCUGAAAAUAAAACGUUGAACUUAGGCUUAAGUAAUAAGAUAUUAUUCAAGCAAAUAUUUGGUGGUACCAAAGAUCGUAUGGAUAAAAGAUAUGGAGAUAGUUCUAAGGCUUGGUUACAAAAAUUUCAUGACAUUACAGAAAGUCUCCCUAAUGAUAAUCCCUCUAUGCCCAAAUAUAAGUAUUUUAAACAGAAAAUCCAACUGUUCAUGGUAAAUGCUACCAUACUGCCUGAAGUCGGUUAUAAUUCUAUAUCGAUUGGUGAUAUAGUUAUGCUUCAAGAUGAUAACGUUAAUUUCUAUAUGUUAGUCAAAUGUCCCAACAGUCUUUAUUCUCAAGCUUAUGUCUUCAUUGAUAAUAGAGGUGAAAUCAUUCAUGCCAGUAAGGCCAGUAUAAGAAUUAGAUUUCCAAGUAUUAUCCCAAAGGAAUAUCACGAAUUAAUAGAAAGCCUUAUUCAAUUAGAAACCAAAUAUUUGGAUAUAGCUCCAAUAGGUACAACUGAUGAAAAAUUUUCCCGAUCAAAUAAUUCUUUACCUGAAUCAUUGAAGGAUAAACAGGACGAUUUUGAGUCAAAGGAAGAAUUGGUUGAAGGUGAAGGGUUUGGAAAUUCUUCCCAGGAUGAUUUCUUAGUUGCCCAAGCAUCAUCUCAACUCUUAACUAAUACAAACGUUAACACUUUUCAUGUUCCAUUAGCGGCAAGAGAUUUUUAUUCAAAGGCGUUAACUGAUUUAUCGAUUCAAUCGUUUAAUGAAAUGUCAGAGGUGAAUGCAAAGUUGGAAUUAUUACAUCGUAAACUUCAAUAUGAUGAAAAUGGUGAUUUGAUUAAUAUUCCAAGAUCAAUAAGUAUCUUUGAAAUUUUAUACUACAUGGAAGAUGCAAACUUUUUGAAAAUAAAAGAUUCAACAACAAGGGGUAAUGAAACUUCGUUAUCAUUGUUAGGUAAACAGUUGAAGCAAGACAUUGAAUAUGAUACCCAAAAAUAUCCUAUUGCUAGAUUUUUAGCAUUGAUUUUGGCAAUAAGAAAACAAGCAAGACUUUGGAGUAUAGAUAAGAGCAAGGCAAGUUUUACCCCAUUAAGUGUUACCAUAUUACCCAUAACCAAUGCUAUUUUAGUAGACAAGAUCGUUAACUAUUUGAAAUUUGAAAAAGGAAAUAUCGAUUUUGCUAAAUACUACGAAUCUAAAAUUUUAGGUGAAUCAAUUCCAAAGCCAAAAUAUUAUGACGACGUAAUCAAGGUGUUUAAGGAUUACAUUGUUGGUAACUUCACCAGUGAUCCAACCCUCGAAACUGCUUUAGUAUCGAUUAUUAGAUUGAUUGAUGAUUCUUCUCAGGCUACGUCUACUGAUAAGGCAAAAGAAAUAGGCUUCACUUAUGAAUAUUCCAGAGCCAGAGCAUAUAUGAUAUUAAAGGAAAUUGGAGAAUUAUCAGAAGAUCUAGAAGAUCCAAUAGGAUGGUCAAGGCAAUUGAAUUUGCCAGGAAGUGGUACCAGUUUAAUGUCGGAUUUAGUAGGUAGGUACUAUAAUUACGUUGAAAAUAUUCUUACUAAAGAAGAUAUAGACGAAAUAUCUGCCACAUCUGAAUCUAGCUCACCAGCAGAUAUUAAAUCUUUAGAUUCAUUUGGCGAAGAAACAACGAGCGAUGAAGCUGGAAAAUUAAUCUUUGAUGAUGUUUACAAGUCAGACCCUUUAGAAACUUUGAGAGAAGAUUUUGGCGAUGUGCCAGUUUAUUGUAUAGAUUCAGCAGAUGCUCAUGAAAUUGAUGACGGUAUAUCACUUCAUACCGAAGGUGAUAAAUAUGUUGUGUCUGUACAUGUUGCUAAUCCAACGUCGUAUUUAAAGCCAAAUUCAAUUACCAGUACUAUAGCAUUUGGUAGGACUUCAACCACAUAUACCCCCGAAAAGGCUUAUAUGAUGUUGCCGAAGUUAAUGUCUGACAUUUCCGGAUUAGGAGUUGAUGGUAAAAAAGUUAGAGCAUUCACAGUCCAAUAUAGAUUGAACAAGAAGUUGGUUGACGAUUAUAUUGGGUUAAAAUUAGACGAUCCUAAUAACGAAACUGACGAUUCGUUAAUCAAAAGAGCCCUUAACGAAAUCAAUCAGUCUAUUGAUGUAAAAUUUGUUAGUGUAAAGAACUUUCCUCAGAAUUUCACGUAUGACGCUGUUGAUCUGUUAUUGAACGAACAAGAGAAAAUACAAAGAUUUAAGGCAAAUGCUUCUGAUGAUUUACAUUUUAACAAUUUAUUCAGAUUACAUGGAAUUGCUUCGCUAUUAUAUGAUGCAAGGGUAUUAGGUGGUGCAACAAGUCUUAAUAGCGAUAUGGGUAAUAUUAAAGUGUUCAAGAAUUUCGAUGAUCUAAAUAUAUCAAAGUCCGGCAGUCAAUUGAUAGCGGAUGGCUCCAAUAAGACUAUUCAAUUGUCAAGUACAACUAAUAAUAGGUCGUCAAAAUCUAUUUUCUUAGUAACCCAGCAUAUGAUCUUUGCUAACUAUUCAGCUGCCAGUUUUGCAAAUAAAAAUGAUAUUGGAUUUAUCUACAGAGGUCAAGAGUUGAACUUAGCUCCAGCUGUUCGCGAAGAGUUAAAUCAAUUGAUUGGAAAGGGAAAGAAAUUUAAUGUGCCACUUUCAGAGGAGGAUAACUCAACCAUCAUUGCAAUUACAACAGGAGCUAAGUUUGUUACCAAGCCAGUAAAGCAUGAAUCAUUGGGCAUUGAUUAUUAUUCAAAUGUUACCUCUCCAUUAAGAAGAUACGUGGAUAUGAUCAAUCAUUGGAAGAUUGGUGAAUAUUUGUUAAAUAAAUCGAACCCAACUUCUCAACCUGUUAUUGCAAAUAAUGAAUUACGAUUCAUAGCAAAUUAUUUACAGAAUGGAGAAAUAAUGAAUAAACAACAUCAACGUAUUUCUGAUAAAUUUUGGGAAGGAAUUCUUUUAAAGGAAAUUUCAAGGUCAAAAGAGAAUGGUGAUCAUCUGUUUAAAUUCAGACUCUUAAUACAAACUAGUCCGAAAUUGGGUGAUUCUAUCAAUGUAAAAACUUUGGGCUUAGGUCACUUGAAGGCAAAGCUUUCGGUUUCGGAUCGUUUAUUAGAGGAAUAUAACAGUGGAGAGUUAAAAGUCGGAAGUGUAUUAGAAUCAGACGAUAUAAAGAUAGUCAAAGUAGACUUUGUAGAAGAUGAAUUAGUUUUUGAAUAUAAUUGAUAUUCAAGUAUGUACAUAUUAUAGAUCUUGUAAAUAGAAUUUAACUUGUAACAAUAGAAGAUAUUAAUAGUAAG